CAUCCUUUCAGUUCUGACUCCAAUUUAUCACCUCGCUGACAGCUACAUACAAGAUUUCCAGGAAUACCCCCAACCAAGUGGUACUUGAACCCCUGCAACUGGCAAACCAGAGAGGCUCAUCUGCUUCCGUGGAUUGCAUUUUUUGUAUCCACUCACCCUUGGUCAUUGGGCUUCUGACUCUCAGCUGGAACGUGAAGCCCUUGGUGACUCACAGGAAGACAGUUGAGCAUGGCUACAGACUUGAGUAAACAGAAAGAGCUGAAAGAGAUAGCAGGGAUUCUCCUGAUGGCAACUUCUGUGGACAACUGGAGCCCGAUCCAAAAAUUUGAAGCCAAGCCAGAUGACCUUCUUAUCUGUACCUUCCCUAAAUCAGGGACAACAUGGAUUCAGGAAAUUGUUGACAUGAUUGCACAGAAUGGAGACUUGGAGAAAUGCCAGCAAGUGAUCCUUCAGCAGCGCCAUCCUUUCCUGGAAUGGACAGGCCCACCGAAACCUUCUGGUGUGGAAAGAGCCAAUGCAAUGCCCUCGCCAAGGAUAUUAAAGACUCACCUUCCCGCUCACCUAUUGCCUCCAUCUUUCUGGGAAAACAACUGCAAGUUCAUUUAUCUAGCUCGAAAUGCCAAAGACUGCAUGGUUUCCUACUACCAUUUCUACAGGAUGAAUCAAACCCUACCUGAUCCUGGUACCUGGGAAGAGUAUUUUGAAAACUUCAUCAGUGGAAAAGUGGGCUGGGGUUCCUGGUUUGACCAUGUGAGAGGAUGGUGGACGAGCAAAGAUAGCUAUCGGACUCUCUUCCUCUUCUAUGAGGACAUCAAGAGGAACCCAAAGCAAGAAAUCCGGAAGGUGAUGCAGUUCAUGGGAAAGAACCUGGAUGAAACCAUACUGGAUAAAAUAGUGCAGGAGACAUCGUUCGAAAAAAUGAAAGAAAACCCCUUGGUGAAUCGUUCUGCAGUUCCCAAAUCGGUCAUGGAUCAGUCCAUUUCCCCCUUCAUGAGAAAAGGAACUGUGGGAGAUUGGAAAAAUCACUUCACUGUGGCUCAGAAUGAGAGGUUUGAUAAAAUCUAUAAGGAAAAAAUGGAAGGAAUCUCAAUCAAUUUCUGCACGGAAUUAUGAACAACACCUAAAUAAAAGAAGACAAGAAUGGAGAAGCUAUCUUCAAUCUUUCAAUCCCAAUCAAAAGAAAUGCUUGAACAGACCUUAAAAGUAUAUAAGGGGAUUUCAGAAAGUUAAUGGGAAAAUUCCAUGAUCUUUUCAUUCAAUUUUUCCACAAACUUUUUGAAGCUCCCUCAAAUAUAUUAUAAUAUGAAUUGUCUCUGUGAUUAUAUUAGUAAUAUGUAGCAACUUCAUUGUAAAAAUCAUACCCAAUGCCUAUUUUCACGACUAUUCUUUCCCAAAACAUGAAAAAUAAGAUAAUUUAAUAAACUAAACAAAAUACAAAA
This is a messenger RNA of Echinops telfairi (small Madagascar hedgehog), 1439 nucleotides long. Its product is annotated as sulfotransferase 1C2. Gene Ontology annotation, molecular function: sulfotransferase activity. Gene Ontology annotation, cellular component: cytoplasm. The transcript has 8 exons. The coding region runs from base 229 to 1113 and encodes 294 amino acids. Lineage: Eukaryota; Metazoa; Chordata; Mammalia; Afrosoricida; Tenrecidae. The record is from RefSeq and is a predicted model, not a curated record. Gene Ontology annotation, biological process: sulfation.